Messenger RNA from Cucumis melo (muskmelon), 1554 nucleotides. RefSeq lists its product as uncharacterized. Bases 1 to 1554 code for a protein of 517 amino acids. The record is from RefSeq and is a predicted model, not a curated record. NCBI's taxonomy places the organism in Eukaryota, Viridiplantae, Streptophyta, Magnoliopsida, Cucurbitales, Cucurbitaceae. The transcript is spliced from 3 exons.
AUGGUCACCACUCGAUUCAAGAAGUAUUCAUCCGGUAUCUCCUCCUCCAAAAUCCCUUCGACUUCUUGCAGUUCAGAAGCAAUGGAUCCCACAGCUCCGAAGUCGACAACUUCCUCAAAAGAGAAACGGUACAAAGGAAUUCCGUCUAAGCAUCCGUAUAAGAAGGUACGCAAAUCCAUUCCGUCGGGUGAGUACAGUACGAUUUCCAGUCCUGCACAUAGCUCCUAUGCAGAGCGAUCGGCAAAUCCUCCGUCGCCAGUUACAGUUAAGGAAGAAGUUCUUGAAUUCUCCUCACCCCAGAGUGUUCGUCGUUCUGUAUCUUCGUCAGUUCCAAAGUCGCUCUCGAGGCCUGAACCGAGGGUUUCUGUGAAAACUGUGGUAUUAGACUCUGACUCAUCAGACAGUGACGACAAUGUGAUCCUAUCUACUCUUCUUCACCGAACAAGAAGCGCUCGUAGCAAUCAAACUACCUCUCCCGCUAAACCUCAGGCAAGUGGUGGUGUGUCUCCUAAGGUAGCGCUGCCUCGACCUAGUGAGCAUACUAAGUACUCCGGUACUCCAUCAUCCCAGGCCUCUCCCAAGACUGCUCCACCCGGUGAAGCGGAUGUUGAAGAUGAUGAUUCAGAUGAUGAAGACUAUGCUCCAGGGACAGAAGAAAAGACAGAGACGGAAACCACGUCCACGUCGACUGAAAACCAUAGUGCAUCUCCUGAAAAGGACCCAUCUGAUCACCGAUCAACUGAAGAAUCGGGCGAGUCCUCAAUCCCUAGGUCAACUGAAGGACCAAGUGAGUUUUCAACCCCUGUGUCCACUUUUCACUCUGAGGAAGGAGCACACAAAUGGAAAUAUGUGGUUAAACGGCAAAUUGCGGAUGAGGCUAAUAUUGCUGACCGAUACAACUUUUCCCCGGCCAUACUAGAACUGAUACGCAAUGUCGGACAUAUUUGUACUGUCUUUGAGGUACAUAUUCGUGGUGUGUGCUUCAACGUGUCUCCUGAGCUUUUGAACUCUUAUCUUGGUAUCACUCUGCCUGCUGAUUAUGCGGUUUCGUAUCCCACUCCUGAACGACUGGCUGAGGAACUUAUGGGUGAAACAUUCCUUGUAUGGCCAGUUGAUGGGCAGCUAUCAGUUGCCUCUCUAACGGUUAAGUAUUCAAUUCUUCAUCAAAUUGGGAUCUCUAAUUGGAUUCCGUCUACGCAUGCCUCCACUAUUUCGACAUCGCUGGGUCACUUUGUCUACCUUGUGUGCACUAGGUCAACCAUUCUGACUCCUCUGGAUAUUGUAGGUUCAGCACCUCGGGUUAUACCGCUCAGUAUGCACCUGUUUCAAGGGACUCACUUUCAGGAUGUUGCUACUGAGUUUGACAAUGCUCCAGGCGGAACCAGUACUCCUGCUGCCUCACAACCUGCGGUUGACCAUCCUGUGACUCUCUCUGUAUCACUUGCCAAUCGGCUGCUGCAAGCCCUUAUUGCUGAAUCUCGUGCUCUCACCCGUCAAAUAAGUGAGCUAACUGAUCGCCGCAUUGUAUUGGAUGCUGUCAUCCAUGACCUUUGA